GGCGUCACGCGCGCGGUCGCCGCGACGUCCACCGCGGCGCUCAUCGUGAUGGAUUACAAGCUCACGCUCCGAGGGUUACCGAAGGACUCGAAGCAAUUCGUGGACGCGCGCGACGGCGUGCACGAGCGCGCGGCGGCGCGGCUUCUCACUCUGUGCGAGCGCAACGGAGGCUUAUACACGAAAGCCGGGCAGUUCAUAUCCACCGCGAGCGGAAUGCCGACGCCGUAUCAGAGACAGCUGUCGAAGCUGCAAGACAGCGCGCGGCCGCUGGACUGGGAGAGCGUGCGCGAAGUCGUCGCCGAGGAGCUCGGAAGAAGGGCCGUGGAAGACAUGACUCGCGAUGCUCGCGUCGACGACCAACCCAUCGCCGCGGCGUCUUUAGCGCAGGUCCACCGCGCGGUCACCGCGGCCGGGGACGAGGUCGCGGUGAAAGUCCAGCGCCCGGGACUGAGGAGGCAGUUCGACGUCGACCUCGCGACGAUGCGGUUCAUCACGAACGCGGUGAAGUUGGCGUUUCCCGCGUUUGAUUUUUCGUUUCUCGUCCCCGAGUUCCGCCACCGCCUCGCGCGCGAGCUGGACUUCGUGUGGGAAGGCCGGUCGUGCGAGCGCACCGGCAGGGCGCUCGCGGACGACCCUCGAAUGGUCACCCCGAAGGUGUACUGGUCGCUCACGACCCCGCGGGUGUUGACGAUGGAAUACGUCCGCGGCGUCAAGGUUGACGACGGUCCCGGGUUGAGAGCCGCGGGGAUCGACCCGACCGCCGCCGCGGAGGCGCUCGCGGACACGUUCGCGCGCAUGCUCGCGUGCCACGGGUUCGUGCACGGGGACCCGCACCCGGGGAACAUGAUCGUGAGGAGGCAGCCGAAGAAGCGGCUGAGAGGGGGCGGGAGGGGUGGCCUCGGAGGCGAGAUCGUUCUCCUGGACCACGGCCUGUACACUGAGCUCGACGAGUCUGAGCGCGUGCGGAUGUGUCGUCUGUGGCACGCGGUCGCGAUGCGAAACCCUGGCAACGUGCGCGCGGCGUCCGAGGCCAUGGGCGUCCCGCGUUCGCUGCAGUGGGUGUUGCCGCAGUUGAUGGCGAGGCAGACGAGCCAGGUUUUGGGAAACACGCCGCGGGCGGUCGCGACCGCGGCGGCAACCGCGCGCGUGGACGGGCUCAUACGCGGCGGACGACCGCCGAUGACGAUGGAUCAGAUCUCCGAGUUCGGCAGAGCGUUACCGCGGGAGAUGAUGGUCGUCAUGCGCGCCAACGCGUUGAUUCGAAACAUCGUCCGGAAGCUCGCCGUCGACGUCGCCGCGCACGAGGGCCGCGCGGGACGCGACGGCGACGGCCGCGGCAUCCUCGGUCUGUCCCUGGGCGGGUUCGUCGGCGGCGACGUCGGGCGCAGGAUGGAGCGCCGGCGGCAGUGGGCGAUGGCGAAGUACUCAUGCCUCGGGUUGAUCCUGCCGGACGCGCUGAGAGACGGCGGGGAGAAGGGCGGCGGUCUCGCGGGGGUGACGUGGCGGCAGCGCGCGCGGUGGCGCGCGCGGACCGCGAAAGUGUGGGCGCGGAUGUGGACGUUUCGGAGCAUGCAGUACGGCGUCAUGCUCGCGAUACGCACGCUCCCGCCGGGGUUGUCCGAACCCGUGGUGCGGCGGUUCACGGAGACCUUGGACAGGGCGCGAGGGGGGUUGCCCGCGGCGUAGGGAGGAGCCCGGCGCGGGCGGGCGGAUUUUGUACUUGGAACUUUGUUCGUC
Messenger RNA from Micromonas pusilla CCMP1545, 1737 nucleotides. RefSeq lists its product as uncharacterized. NCBI's taxonomy places the organism in Eukaryota, Viridiplantae, Chlorophyta, Mamiellophyceae, Mamiellales, Mamiellaceae. Bases 49 to 1686 code for a protein of 545 amino acids. The record is from RefSeq and is a predicted model, not a curated record. The transcript has 4 exons.